This is a messenger RNA of Drosophila obscura, 837 nucleotides long. RefSeq lists its product as uncharacterized. The record is from RefSeq and is a predicted model, not a curated record. NCBI's taxonomy places the organism in Eukaryota, Metazoa, Arthropoda, Insecta, Diptera, Drosophilidae. The coding region runs from base 74 to 769 and encodes 231 amino acids. The transcript has 2 exons.
UCAAUCGAAACGAAUGACAAAAGGAAGAGACUUCCCAUAGCUAUUCUGCAGUUUAUGAAUAUCCUUCUUUAGGAUGAGGUCUCUUUUGUUCGUGUGCACCGCAGCUCUGCUUUUAUGGGGCAACGUGGCAGAGAAAGAACAAACAAAGUCUCCAAAAGUAGAUGAAGCAGAGUCGAUAGUUCCCCCAAAGGCAGAUGAACCAGCACCGAAAAAAUCGCGAAAGGCAGAUGAACCAGAUGAACCAUCUAAAUGGUUUUGGCAAAGGCCACGAAGAUAUGGACGAUUAACAACGAAAAAAUCACAUGAUCUGAUCUUGUUGACAAACUAUUGGGAGGACAAACAAAAAUAUACUGAGCAGGCCAUCCAAAGGCUGGAUAUAAAGAUACCAGAAUUGCGAAGAAAAUACGAAUUGAGCAUAGAAAAAAACAGAACAUUAGCCACGACGUUGGAACUUACGAAACGUAAUUUUCACAAGGUGACGCUGGAGCUGAAAACGGCGGAACAACAGCGAGAUAAGUGCAGGGAUAUCCAAAGGAAAAUGGAUAUUCAGUUGAAAGGCAAUAAUCCUAACAAGGACGAGUACGAUAAGGAGAAUCUCACCGCGGCCGUGGGCCGUCACUAUACAAAUAGGUACAUCCGUCUGCUAAAGAAUUUGCGUGUGACUAUUGACAGGGAAUUAAAGAUAGUCACGAAUUCGCUUUGGAAGAAAAUCGGUCGCAAAAAUGAGAAGAUAAAUGCAAAAUUUCCCACCUCUAAGAAUGAAAAUUGAAACCAUUUUUAUUAAAUUACUCACACUUUUCCAUUGCAACAAUAAACAUAACAUAACAUAGAUUAAAA